AAAAGCAGCCUUGUCGUGAUCACGGACCCGAUUCGCCUCUCCCUCGAAUCUUCGGACAAAGAGUGAACCGCUUUCUACUGUUACCGAUGGGAAAGCAUCGACCAAGUCUUCAGUUCGCCUGCAUCUUCUUGUCCGUCUCCUUCUCGCGUUCUCUCCUUCGACAUGAGCAACCUCCCGGCUAGGGCAAACGAGAGCCCAUUCUACGACGUGCCCGCUGACCAUCGGAUUACCUCUUACCCGACCGAGACCAAGAUCAUUUCUACCCUUGCUUUGUUGCUUCUGGGGUACUAUGCCCUGUCCUUCUUCGACGCCUGGCCUUCGACGAUCAAAAGAGCAGUCUACGAAUUCGUCGUCUACAUAAUCCCUUCUCACCUAAUCUACGCCAUGCAGUACGGUAUGAUCCGCCUGGGCCGUCUGAGCCCGGAGGAAGCAAAGUUCAAGAGAGCAAACUUUGGAGAUAUGGUUGCAAAACAGGAGGCUGUCAGGAUCAUACUGGGACAACCACAGCUGCCCCUUGCACUUCGAAAGGUGAGGAGUUUGUCCGGCUCAUACAUGGCCUUGGGCCACGAGACUGGUCCUCCUGGCUUGGGAAACUGGGACAACUCCUGCUACCAAAACAGCGUGUUGCAAGGUCUGGCUUCUUUGCCGGCUUUCAUCGAAUAUUUAGAGCAGAGCUUGGAAUGUUGUGACAGAUACGACGCUCCUGCAGCCACACACCGAGCUCUGGUGACCUUGCUGGAACAACUAUCUGAUCCAAACUCUCGGACAAGCGUCCUUUGGACUCCCAGAAUCCUCAAGUCCAUGGACAGCUGGCAACAGCAGGAUGCCCAGGAAUAUUUCUCUCGUGUUCUCGACGCGGUCGAAAAGGAGGCCAAACAAUACGUCGACAAAAUGAAACGUUCUACAGUUGCAGGGCUAGAGUGCCUCAGGGCAUUUGAGAAGAAAGGCUCUGGAAAGGACGUGCACAGGGAAGAGCAGGACUCCGGAGGUUUAUGGACGAGGGGGAUUGGUGGUUCGCCAGCAGCAGCAAGUUUGAGGGAAUGCGGACUGCGGAAUCCCGUUGACGGCAUGACCGCCCAAUGUCUUGAAUGCAGAGUCUGUGGCUUCACCGAGGGACUGUCCUUGACACAAUUCAACUGCUUGACCUUGAACCUGGGAUUGCAAGGGGCUUGUGAUGUUGCGAAGCUGCUCGAUGAAUACACAGCACCAGAAGAAGUUGAAGGGGUCGAAUGUGAGAAUUGUACAAAGUUGGCACACGGUAAGACGCAAUCCACAAAAAGCGAUGACAAGAGCUCAGAGCCAUCCGACGUUGAGCCAAAUGAAAAGCAAAAACCAGUCCUGCGGACCAAGGCCAAGCAGAUCACCGUCGGACGGCUGCCCAAAGAUUUGGUUCUUCACAUCAACCGAAGCAUUUUUGAUAAUUGCGGAAACCAGCUCAAAAACACAGCUCAAGUCCGAGCCCCCACCAGAUUGGAUUUCUUGAGCCGAUGGUGUGCGCCCCUGGACAAGAACGAUGACUCGGUCGAAGUCGUGUACGAGCUAAAAUGUGUCGUGACGCAUUACGGCAGCCACCACGAUGGCCAUUAUAUCGCCUUGGGGAAGCGGGAUAAAGAUUGGUAUUCGUUCAACGACGAGCGGGUGACAAGGAUCUCAGAGGAGGAAGUCCUCUCUCGGGGGAACGGAUUUAUGCUGUUCUACGAAGCUGUUGGCUCGCCACCACCUCCUUGGCCAGAAGUGGAAAUGCCAAAGGAGCCCGCUGCAGCCAGUGCAAGGCUGGAGGAGGUUAUACGCCAGAUGAAGGAUCACCCAGAUCGGGAGCAGAUGGUUGAAAUCGAGGAGCUGUCCAACAGACUGUUUGAUGACGACGAAAUGGCCGAGUCGGUCUCCGACCUUACUCCAUCCAGCGAUGUGUCUCUGGAUUCCAACUCUGCUUCUUCCAAGAGCAGCUCGCCCGUCAAGUCGUCGGCAGAAGAGUUUGAGCCGCAGAACGCGGCGAUGAAGGUCCCGAUCAUCGACCUAAAGACAGCGACCGACAUGUCCAGCCCCGUUGCCCAAGGUCCGUCUUCGGGAGAAACCAUGCCUCCUGUGCCUGUCCUCUGAGAAUAGGGCGGGCAUCGUUCUGCGGAAACGAAUGUUACGAAUUGACGAACAGAACCCCAAAAUAUGAUACCCAAAGAAGCAAUGAUUCAACUAACAGAUGUAUUCGUGUCUAUUAAUGGUGCUGGGACAUGAUAGCAGCAGCAAUUUAUACAUAGCAGUAUCCCUAUCAAUCAUACAGCGAUCUUAUUCCAG
This is a messenger RNA of Cladophialophora immunda, 2292 nucleotides long. RefSeq lists its product as uncharacterized. Gene Ontology annotation, molecular function: cysteine-type deubiquitinase activity; cysteine-type endopeptidase activity. Lineage: Eukaryota; Fungi; Ascomycota; Eurotiomycetes; Chaetothyriales; Herpotrichiellaceae. The coding region runs from base 163 to 2100 and encodes 645 amino acids. The record is from RefSeq and is a predicted model, not a curated record. Gene Ontology annotation, cellular component: cytosol; nucleus. Gene Ontology annotation, biological process: protein deubiquitination. The transcript has a single exon.